Messenger RNA from Diprion similis, 2739 nucleotides. RefSeq names its product rap1 GTPase-GDP dissociation stimulator 1-B (gene vimar). Gene Ontology annotation, biological process: positive regulation of GTPase activity. The transcript has 10 exons. The coding region runs from base 433 to 2304 and encodes 623 amino acids. The record is from RefSeq and is a predicted model, not a curated record. Lineage: Eukaryota; Metazoa; Arthropoda; Insecta; Hymenoptera; Diprionidae. Gene Ontology annotation, cellular component: cytosol. Gene Ontology annotation, molecular function: protein binding; guanyl-nucleotide exchange factor activity.
CGCACUAUUAAUGAUUUAUAUUUAAUGUAAAAUUACGGAAAUUUUAAGUUCAAUGAGUUUAUCGGUAUUAUUGAUAUCGUCGAAGCCCUGUUAUCGUCGGGGAUGAAAUUGCGUGCGAUAUUUUUUCUUUGGAUAUGCACCGUAAAGCAGAUUUUUUGCAGGGAAUGACAACGGAGCCGCUUGCACGUUCGUCAUGUUCCCAAAUCUUUAGCGUCCGCCAAAGGGAGUAUUAAAUGAAGACGUCAUCGACGCAUGUCAAUUUUCUGAAGGCCGGCUAUGUUCUGUCUUCCUAUAUCAACAAAACAUUGUACCUUUCCACCUAUAUUUACAUCACAAAAAAAAAUGUUUUGAUGGGUAAAAAUUUAUUUUUAAGUAACUAGCCACUAAAUUAACCAAAAUUGCACCAAAGAAGUUCGAAAGCACGUCAUAAUAAUGGAAGGGGAAACAACGCACAAUAUUGACAAACUUUUCGGGGAGUUGCUCGAUGCCAUUAAAUCUGGGAAUGAAAUUAAAGAAAAUGGGAUCACAAACAUAAUGAAAAUACUGGACUCUCUGAUUAACGUUAGCAAAACAUCUGUCGGAGAAACAUUAGAGUUUGCAAUUGAUGAUGUGUUCUUGACACUUCUCAAGCACGAGUCACCAUUAAUUGUUGCGAAAACUACUAGAGCGAUAGCCGAAAUCGCCAAGACCGAUAGAGGACGAGAAAAAUGUACAAAUCCAGAAUUGAUUAAGGCUUUAGUAGAGUUAUUGAAAGGAGAAUAUGAUAUUGACAUUCUGACACAAGCAUCUCGAGCUCUGGGAAAUAUUUGCUAUGAAAAUGACGUGGGAAAGACAUUGGUAGACCAGCAGAAUGGAUUAACAUACAUUUUAACAGCCCUGAAAAUGGGAAUAAGUUUGGCUGAUGGUGAUGGAGCUGCUGGAUUGAGAAAUGUUGCUGCUGGCUUUUUGCUGAACUUUCUUAUCAAUCAGACUGCCUUACAAAAGAAGGCCUUGGAUGAAAAUGUGCUGUCAGUUGUUUGCAGUAUUCUUGAAACUGAUGGUACCACAUCUGGCGAAGCUGCAACCCAUGCCAUGUUGAUAUUAGGAAUAUUAACCGAUUUGGGGCAAGAGGUUCUAGAUGAAAGAUUAACUAAAAUACUCGUUAAUAUAUUAGCAAGCGAUGCAUCACCAGAAUUAUCAGAAAUGUGCCUAGAGCUGUUACAUGGGCAGGCAGAAAAUGAAAGUACAAAAUUAUUACUAGCAAAAGCUGGUGUCUGUGAAUUACUGUUAAAACUGUUAGAAAAACAUGGACCACGCUGUACAGAUGAAGAGGCACGAUCGGUGUUGAAAGUCGCUUGUGAUUUAAUUGUCUUAAUCCUUACCGGAGAUGAUAGCAUGGAUGUUCUCUACAACGGUAGCAAUGGAGAAGUAUAUAAGAAGCUGGUCGACUGGUUGGAAAGUGAUGAUGAGGAUCUGCAACUUGCGGCUGUUCUCGCAAUGGGAAAUUUUGCCAGGAGUGAUACACAUUGCGAGCUCAUGGUUGCUCAAGGAGUACAUCGAAAAUUGUUGCGGCUUCUGAGCAAAAAUGAUAAUAGAAACUGCCCCAUAAGAUUACAACAUGCUUUGCUCAGCGCCCUCCGUAAUCUUGUCAUUCCUUCCAGUAACAAAGCACUAGUAUUAGCAGAUGGUCUCGUCGAUGUUGUUUAUCCUAUGUUAGAUAUUCCCACGUUUCCCGUAGUAUUCAAACUGCUGGGCACAUUAAGAAUGGUCAUCGAUGGGCAACAAGAGGCCGCGAUUUCCUUGGGUAAAAGAGAAGAUCUCAUUAAAAGAACGGUUGAAUGGUGUGGUACAGAGGAUCAUCCAGGAGUACAAGGUGAAGCCAAUCGUUUGUUAGCUUGGCUAAUCAAGAAUAGCAGAGAUAAAGAAGUCGCAUCGUUAAUUAUAAGUCACGGAGCAAUUAAACAUUUGAUCAAAAUGUUGACUGCUCAACAUGCUUUAAUGCAGAAUGAGGCAUUGCUAAGCUUGACUAUACUGACAGCGAUAAGCUUAGUGGAAUCUCAAACACCUGUGAUUGAAGCAGAGAUCGGACCGACAAUUCGCGAUUUUCUUGAUAAACAUGGUCCUCAGAUUGAGUCUCCCAUAAUUUAUAAUACCAUAGCAUUGACCGAUAACCUUGUAAAAUCAGAUGUGAUAAAAGAGCAUUUGAUAAAGUCGGCGUUGCCCGCGGCGUGGAAGAAACUGCUUAAAAUUCGUUCUGCAAACAUUCCCGACUUGAUGGAAAAAGUUAUGCCACUAUGCCUUUUGAUGGGCGCAGAAAUUGAUUAACUAAUGAAUACUGGUACGGGAAUUGAGGGGGUGCAGAUAAGGCUCCAACGAGUCUACAAUUCGCGACCGACUUUACGAAACGGGCGAUUGCACAAAAAUCGCGGAACAAACUUUAGUAGAAUCUUUAAAUCUCUUUACUCUAGUAAUUAUAUGAGUGUGUCUUACAAUUAUUACCCAGAGUUUUAUCUAAAGUUUCGAAUAAAUGUCUCUUUGAGUCUGCAUCCUCUUAAAGUUAGCAAAUUCAGGUAUAAAAAAAAAAAAGAAAAAUUAUGGAUCCACGUAAAGUGUUAUCUUUUCUGCCAUAACACGUGUUGAUAUUUCAUACGUGUUCGAAACGAUACGUAUGUUUUACGUAACGAUUACUGUUACCAGUAAAGUUUUAAACAUCUUUAAUACUUAAUUCAAUUAAUAAAAAGCAAAUAAAAAAAAAAAAAA